Molecule: messenger RNA, 1827 nt
Organism: Cherax quadricarinatus
Lineage: Eukaryota; Metazoa; Arthropoda; Malacostraca; Decapoda; Parastacidae
Product: tRNA-uridine aminocarboxypropyltransferase 1
Biological process (GO): tRNA modification
Cellular component (GO): nucleus
Molecular function (GO): tRNA-uridine aminocarboxypropyltransferase activity
Source: RefSeq, a predicted model, not a curated record
UAUUUUAUUCCUUCAUUUUAUUGUCGUCCAGGAAGGAGAGUAUAAUAGUGUGUAGCUGUCAGCAGCCCUUAAAACCCAUAACAAGAAGACGUUGAUCUGUUCUUUUCAACAAGAAAUAUAGCUUCCAGAGCUUCCAGGAAGAUAAUAACUACCUUACAAGAGUUCACUCCAGUCUGGGCAGUGCUUAAGUACGACAACAAUAUCGUCAAUCAUUCAGACCAAACCUAGGAGCUGAGAGAAUAUAUCUUGCACCAUGUUAACAGAUAAUAAAGAAACACUUCUGGAGAAAGAAAUAGAGAACAAAGCAAAGACCAACAAGGAAAAACCUGUUGAUCUUAGAAAGUAUAAUAGUGAACAAAUAAAACUUAUGAAGCCUUCAAGGAAUCUGGAAAGUCCAUUUGCUAAUAUGAAAAUCAGUGAUUCUAGUUUCCUGAAUAAUUUAGAUGGUAGGAGCUCAUGUGUACAGUGUGGGAAAUCUAGAAAGUAUUUCUGCUAUACAUGUUACAUUCCUGUGCCUGACAUUGCUGACAAAAUUCCAAAGGUGAAGCUUCCCUGUAAGAUUGACAUCAUCAAGCACCCUAAGGAGAUUGAUGGCAAGAGCACAGCCGUGCACGCAGCAGUAAUCGCACCUGACGAUGUAGCCAUAUACACCUACCCAAACCUGCCAGACUACUCCACUCAAGAAAAUAUCCUUCUCAUUUUUCCGGAUAAAGAUGCUAUAUGCAUUGAAGAUCUGUGGUCACAUCUUGAUAGAGAGAACAAAAGACGUCCUGAAGAACCUCAGAUAAAACGCAGCAGACCACAGAUUCCAUUUACAAAAGCAGUAUUUAUUGAUUGUACUUGGAAUCAAACCAGGAAACUCUACAGUGAUGAAAGAAUAAGAGGUCUCCAGUGUGUUGAGUUGACCAAUAGAGAGACAUUAUUCUGGCGUUACCAGCGUGGGAAGCCCCACACCUACCUAGCCACCAUUGAGGCUGUAUAUUACUUUUUGGUUGAUGUACACACAAAUGUUCUCAAGUCAGAGUAUGCCAAUGAAUAUGAUGAUCUCCUGUUUUUUUUUAAAUUCAUGUUUGAGAAAAUUCAUUCUUUGUAUGAUAAAUAUUCUUUAAGGGCAUACAAAGUGUAAUGUAGUUUUAAUGGUUUACUUUGUCUUAUUCUGCAUUUUAUGUAUGUACACAUUUUAGUAAAAAUAUUGUGGAUGAUAUGCUACAGUAUAAUUUUGUGAAUGUUUGAUGUACAACAAAGCAAAAAUUUCAUCCUCUUGUUUUGUGAUUAAAUUGAUUAAAUUCACUGCAAAACUUCACUAUUUAAUAUGAUUAAAAACUUCAUUUUAUGAGAAGAACACAUGACGUACAGAUGAAAGGAAGUGUGGCAGUCUUCAUGUACAACUGUUAGUUUCAUUUGUCAGACUUUACUUGUUGACCACUUGUCACAUACUACCUUAUACAACUAUGUCACAGCUACACUUCUCUUAUCUGCCUUUUAUGUUUGAUGAAGUAUUGCAUAGUCUCUUGAUACAUAUUAUUUCUUAUAGUACAGUACAAGAAGCAAGCAGCAGUUAUGUCAGUAUAAUAGCUAAAUUAAUCUAAAGUACCAUAUAUGAUUUUUAUAUGUAUUGGUGUAUUGAGUGGUACAUACUGUAUUAUUAGGCUGGAGAUAAAUUUAGAGAUGGGUAUGUCUUGUUGGCCACAUGAUACCCAGGAAUGAUUCAUUGAAAAAUCCACUAGCACAGGAUAUCUGUAAUGCAUUCAUUGAGAGAGAAAUAUCCAUCUAGCAUUAUAAUUUUGUCAACAUUGAUGCCAAAUAAAGAGAGAAUAGAUUUUUUAA